Messenger RNA from Eruca vesicaria subsp. sativa (arugula), 291 nucleotides. The record is from the annotation of a GenBank genome assembly. NCBI's taxonomy places the organism in Eukaryota, Viridiplantae, Streptophyta, Magnoliopsida, Brassicales, Brassicaceae.
AUGGAGGAGGCAGGGCGUAAAGGAGAUCCGUUUCCAGGUUUUGAGAUGAGAGUUCACAACGACGACUGCGUUUUCCGGCGAUCUCUAAGCUGCCGGCUGCAGAGAAGAGCUCCUUGUCCUCUCUCAUUACCACCAAGACCUCCUCCUUCUAAGGAAUCUCCUCCUCCUACGACUGUUGUCUCCACGUCUGCGUUAUGUCAAAACGGCACAGAUCCGAUCCCUCUAUUGUCCCCACUCGUCUCUCCUUCAAUGCUUCAACCUAAUCCCACCACCACCACCACCUCUCGCUGA